ACUGCUCUUUUCCCAUAUGCGGAAUUUUUUGCAGCGGCGCAACCUCCGCUGCUCACGGUACCACCGCAUUAUUGGUCUCGAUUGCUGCAAAUCGCAUCCACCCAGCAGCAACCUCCGCCACCACCACCGCAGCAACAACACUCGGAAUCUGGCCCAGCUGAUACGAAUGCCGCAUUGCCAAGGAAGAACGAGUACCGCGCCAACAGAUCAGACAGCGAAAGCUCUCCUGGAAGCAGUUUCAGUGAGCACCCUUUGGAUCCAUCACCGGUCGAUCAGAAAUCCAGUCCAAGCGGCUCAAAUGAUGGCUUAUUUGGUGAGCUGGAACUUUGCCCCUUGGAUCUGUCCAUGAAAGCGUCUACAACAGGAACAUCAACAUCUCCAAAAGAUGAAGAGAUUGUGGUUGCGGAUCAGUCUGCUGAUGUAAAGGAGGAAAGAAAUCCUGAAACUGAGAAUGACGAGGUGAUUUCAAACUCAGAGUGCCAGAAAAAAUGCCCCGGAGCGGAUCAGGAGAAUGUAAUUGCAUCGAGUGGUACUCCGAGCGAAGAAUUACCCCUGCGUUCUUCUAAUUUCGAGAAGCUCGACCUAACUCCGACCGUAAAUCCUUUUUCUCCCACUGCUUUCAUGCAGAUGUUUCGCCGUCCCUUCACUUACCCGAUCAUUCCUCCCGCAACAGCCAGCCACCUGAAUCCCUAUGCACAUUCAUCUCCAGCUCCAAACUCACCCACUCCGCUACUUUCCAAGACUUCGCGUGAUCGUUACACAUGCAAAUUUUGCGCAAAAGUUUUUCCACGAAGCGCGAAUCUAACACGGCACCUUCGAACGCACACCGGCGAGCAACCAUAUAAGGUACUUUUUAAUUGCUGUUAA
Molecule: messenger RNA, 867 nt
Organism: Gongylonema pulchrum
Lineage: Eukaryota; Metazoa; Nematoda; Chromadorea; Rhabditida; Gongylonematidae
Source: the annotation of a GenBank genome assembly